GCUAAGAGAAGCUCAGGAAAGAAGCCGAUGAUAUGGCAGCUUUGAGAGCGCCCAAGUAGAACUUCGUGUUAUCACAACACUUUGAGAGGAUAUCAGGGCGCGUGCUCGACAUGAUUUACUUAAUACUCGUUUCCGCGGUUUUCGGUGCAGUCGUUACUCUGAUAGUACAGUUCCUGCUAAUAUACCGGAGAAGCCCUGAGCCCGUAGGCAGGACAGUGCAGUAUGUCAAAGUAGUGCCCGGUAACGCGCUGAAGGAUUACUUUAAUAGCCAUCAUGCCGAAGCAGGCCAGCAGCAGGACAGCACGACAUGUACCGCAUCUAAGCAGCCAGAGGCCGCCUCUACGCGGCAGCAGGAGGCAGCCGUCACCGGCGGCGGCCCGAAACAACAGCCGCCACCGCCUUCCCAAAGCGAGCCCAUCGAUGCAGGAAAAGCCGAAACGUGCCAUUUCCUAAACGCUAUCUUUCUGUUCCUAUUCCGGGAGCUCAGAGACACUCCCGUCGUCAGACACUGGCUCACCAAAAAGAUUAAGGUGGAGUUUGAGGAGCUGCUGCAGACCAAGACAGCUGGUCGGCUCCUGGAGGGACUCAGCCUGAAAGAUUUCUCUCUCGGGAAUUCGCUGCCGGUUUUUAAAACCGCCAAACUCAUGAAGCCGGUGCACCUGAACGAGGACGGGAUGCCCGAAGAGCUCAACUUCGAGGUGGACAUCGAGUACAAUGGCGGCUUCCACCUCGCCAUCGACGUCGAGCUGGUGUUCGGAAAGUCGGCUUACCUGUUCGUUAAGAUGCGGCGCGUGGUGGGCAGGCUGAGGCUGCAGUUCACGCGCGUGCCCUUCUCCCACUGGUCCUUCUCCUUCCUCGAGGAUCCACUGGUGGAUUUUGAGGUGAAGUCCCAGUUUGAAGGGAGGCCACUGCCUCAGCUCACCUCCAUCAUAGUCAACCAGCUGAAACGGGUCAUCAAGAAGAAACACACCUUACCCAACUACAAAAUCAGGUACAAGCCCUUCUUUCCUUUCCAAGUGCAGCCUCUGCACGGCUCAGCCUGUGAUCUGGAUCUGUCGGUGCACGACAGCCGGCUGGUAGAAGGACGGCUCAAAGUCAGCCUCAUUGAAUGCAGCAGACUCUUCAUCCUGGGCUCCUACGACAGAGAAACCUACGUCCACUGCACCCUGGAGCUGAGCAGCCACCAGUGGAAGGAGAAGGCUCGCAGCUCCAUCAAAAAGACGGAGAUUAUCAAGGGGACAUGUGGCAGCGUGGGGAUGACGUUCAGGCACGUCACUGCCAGUGAGGGCGAUGCGGUGCACGUUUGCAUCGAGACAGUUUUGCCCAACUCCCCGGCAGCGUUGGCAGAGCUGCAAAAGGGUGAUCGUCUCAUUGAAAUUGGAGGUGUUAAAGUGACGUCCUCGGUUCAGGUACCAAAACUGUUAAAGCAGGCCGGAGAAAAGGUGUUGGUACUUUACGAGAGACCAGUACGUCAUCAGACUCCCUCUUUGGGAAACCAGGCAGCUCUGCAGGAAGGACUUGCUCAGCUGGAAGAAAUUGGUUUCAUGUCCCAGCAAGCAGGCUAUGAGGAAGAGCCAGCCCCCAUCAGCACCCUUUCUGACCUGUCUGACAGCAAAGACAUAGACUCUGAGUUUGAAGAGUUGAUUGUGGAAUCCAAGUCUAGUGGUGGCACUGCUGGGCAAAAUACCACAAUUAUCAGUGAGGCCAAGGAGGAUUUCUUACUUACAGUAAACCAAAGCCCCAAAAGGACUGUAGCCAACCUGGCUUCCAAGCCUCUUGGUACCAUAUCACCCAUCCUCAACCGCAAGCUAAACCUGGUGGGUCUCCAGUCACCACUAAAGCCCCAGCCCAAAGAAUCACCAAAGCCCUCCCCACAAAAGACCAGUAGUGAUCCAGGGGAGGUUCUGCAACGCCCUACUGUCCCUCCCCCACCUCCCCCUUCCCGCCCUCCGGUUCCACCACGACCGCAGAUCAGGUUGACGUCGGCAUCCUCCGAAACGAGCCUUUUGGAGAGUGUGGAUUCGGCAGCUGCUAACGUCACCGCUGCUCCUUCCGUUACGAAGACGACCAGCGCUUCAGAAAAGUCUCCAGAAAAGGUUCAGCGCACUGGACCCGGCGAGGACAAGUCUGAGAAGGCAUGUGUCAAACAGAUGGAGGCGAAACAGUCCAGCAAGGCAACGGACACGAGUGAGGAGGUACCUCCAUCAACUGUGACCAGCAGCAGGGCUGAUCAAGCGAAGGACAAAGCAUCAGAGAGCUCCUCCAGUACACGGGACAGCGUAGAGGACCACUCCCUCUGGGAAUCCACAGAAACCAUGUUUCGUAGCCAAACGGCACACUGGUCCAAGGCGUCUGUGGUGUUUGAGGUGGAGAGCAACCAUAAAUACCUUAAUGUGGCCCUGUGGUGCAAAGAUCCCUUUAAACUGGGCAGUCUGAUAUGCCUGGGUCAUGUGAGCCUCCAGUUGGAGCACAUAGCUCUGGAAUGUAUGGCCACAUCUUCAGGAGAGUACCAGAGCACCUUCAGGUUGGGGGCUCCGGAGCCCAGAGCUAACGUCAGUCGCACCGCGUUACGCAGUCUCAGCACCCACAAAGGUUUCAACGAGAAGCUGUGUUAUGGCGAUGUUACUUUAAACUUCUGCUACUUAGCUGAGGGGGAGCUGGACUAUCCGGUUGGGCUGGUGGAAAGAGAAGCAGAGGGCAGUGUUCAGGAGGAGGACCUGAGGGAGAGGGAGCCCGUCCCUGCGGCGCCGCGCGAGGACUUGACCUACAGCGCUCUGCAGUUGCAGGAGGUCCGUCAUAACUUCCAGGACACUCAGUUCCAGAACCCCACCUGGUGUGAGUACUGCAAGAAGAAGGUUUGGACCAAGGCAGCCUCUCAGUGUAUGGUCUGCGCCUACGUUUGCCACAAAAAGUGCCAGGAGAAGUGCCUCGCUGAAAACCCUUUUUGUGUGGCCACCGCCGAACGCCGUGGAGCUGACCUCGAAGCCAAAUCCACCAUAAACCGCGCCACCACGGGUCUAACUCGCCACAUUAUCAACACCAGCUCCCGUCUGCUUAACCUUCGCCAGGUGCCCAAGGCUCGGUUUACCGAACAGGUAGCCGACGUGGUGCCGGGAGCGGUGGAGCCCUCGCCUAAACACACCCCCAACACGUCUGACAAUGAAAGCAGCGACACUGAAACGUACACUAGUGGUGCCAGCCCGUCAAAGCAGCCAGCUGGGAGCGGUGGGAGCAGUAAACUGGUACGUAAGGAGGGCGGGCUGGACGACAGCGUGUUCAUAGCUGUGAAGGAGAUAGGUCGCGACCUUUACCGGGGGCUGCCCACAGACGAGCGCUCCCAGAAGCUGGAGUUGAUGCUGGACAAACUGCAGCAGGAAAUUGACCAGGAGCUGGAGCACAAUAACACCCUUCUGCUGGAGGAGAGGGAAGCCGCAGAUGCACGCCGCAAGGCCCUUAUCAGCACCGCCCUGGCCAAGUCCGGGGAGAGGCUCCAGGCCCUCACCCUGCUGAUGAUUCACUACCGCGCAGGGAUUGAGGACUUGGAGUCGGUGGAAAGCACUUCUCCUUCAGAGCAGCGAGGCUUUAAGGGCAAAGAAGAAGGUCUGGAGGAGGAGGCCCUCCUGGGGACAGAGGUGUACGACAGCGACAUGUGCAGCCCUGUAGAUGUGCCGCUGCUGGACGACAUCACCGAAGAGCAGAUCUGCGUGGAGGCUCUGCACUAGAAUAAGACUGUGCAUUUAAAAUACGGGGAUGUGGGCGUCGAGCGUCACCUGUAAUUUGUGUUUGUUUCCUUUUUCAUGUGAAAAUGAAAAUUGUUUCACGGACGGUGAAGCCGUUAUUGAUCUACUGAUUUCCAUGCUCGAGGUUUUUAAGGGAAGAAUGAAAGUUGCACGUGAGUUAUCGAACGCCAGCUGCACAUUGAUCCCUUUGGUUUCCUGCGACCUGAGAAUGUCACUGUAUGCAUUAAUGCAGGUUGCUGUCUUACCUUUAUUUUGGAGAACAAUUAUGAAACAUGAAGAGCAACAGGGUUUGUAUUUUGUUGGCUGAAGGAUCCAGUCUUGAUUUUUCUUUUGUAAGAUGUUUGAAUGAGUCAUCACAGUGAUCGUUGGGCUUUCACUUCUGCACAUGGUGUCGUUUAUAUAUUGUUUUCCUCUGUUUUGAUUGGUUGGUCUGUAUUCAGACCAUCUGUUGUUUUUAUUUUAUUCUUCUUUAAACGUCCCUGGGUGCAAGAUGAUCCAUCGAGUUAUGAAUAUUUCUGUGUUAUAUUUCGUUAACAUUCCUCCAGUGUGCACGGCGGUUCUGUGGCACGUUGUUGUAAGUGUGAGAGAGACUCUGAAUGAAUGUGACCCGGCUGCUUUAGCUCCUGUGUUUUUAAUCCACACCUGGUUUCAUCCUGAUUGCCUUUAAGUUGUUUCCAAAUGUCUGAUCUUUUCCACGUUGUGUCUGUACAGCUGUUCGGCACCACCCUCCCUCCGCCCGUCCUUUAACAUGCUGAGCAUUAAGUCUGUUUGUGUCAAAAACAGCUAUAGCUCCCAAAGCGCCAUGAUCUCCAUUCACUGUUUACAGCUGCUAAGAACAAGAAGACAUCUGCGUGUUGGGGAAAUCUGCCCUAAACCCUGAACACAGUCUGUCGUUGGCUUCGUCCUUUAUUUUUCUAUUUAGCGUCACAGCGCAUACGGGAAGCAGCUCUGUGUCAUGUGAUGCUACAGAAGGAGAUGUACUGUAUGAAACGCUCGAAUAGAAGAAGCCUUUUGUUGUUAAAUAGACUUCAUAUGUAAGUUAUGAGCUGAAACACUGCAGAGAAUGAAGUACAACAGCAGCAGGUUUAUUGUUGUGACUACGAGGAUGUCUCAUCUCUGCUGACAGCUGAUGUUAUUCACCUGUGACGGUUUCCUCGUGGCUUCUGGUUGAACGUGUCACUUUGUCAGUGGAGAGCAGGUGUGAAUGGGUGAAGCUGACCUAUUCAAAAGCCGCGAGUGAAGAUCUGCAUAGAGGCGAGCCUACAAUCUGCUCUUCACACUCCAGUGUUACCGACUGCAGAUUCAACAAAGGGCAUGUUCCUGUCUGCUGUGGUCAGUCUGUUGCUAUGUGCUGUGGAUAUUCACACACUGGUUGCUAUAGCUGUCUUUUGAUCUUUUUGUGCAAUAUUUGUUUUAUAAAGCACUUCUGCUGCAUUUCCUCGUCCACUGAGCUCACACUCACAUGCUUCUGCCUCCACUCACAGCCCGAACCUUGGAAACUCCACAGUGAGUAAAAGCUCCGCCCACUGCUCUGACCACUGCUUUCAGAUUGAGAUGGUGUGUUUUUUGUGUGUAUGUAUG
This is a messenger RNA of Neolamprologus brichardi, 5321 nucleotides long. RefSeq names its product PDZ domain containing 8 (gene pdzd8). The record is from RefSeq and is a predicted model, not a curated record. Gene Ontology annotation, cellular component: mitochondria-associated endoplasmic reticulum membrane contact site. NCBI's taxonomy places the organism in Eukaryota, Metazoa, Chordata, Actinopteri, Cichliformes, Cichlidae. Gene Ontology annotation, biological process: mitochondrial calcium ion homeostasis. Gene Ontology annotation, molecular function: protein binding; lipid binding.